CCGUAUUCUUUUCCAGAAAUGUCCUGUUUUAGAGGCGAUCUCAACUUUUGCCCGGAAUGUGGGAAUGUUCUUCCAGUGCCUGGCAUGAAAAGUACCAUUACCUGCCCGCGGUGCUCUUUCAAAGUCCCCGUUCAAGAUUUCACAGGUCAAGUUAUUAAGUCUUCGGUGGUUUUUAAUUCUCUGGAUCAGAGCUCCAGCGUUGUUGAGAGCGAAGAGGAUGCUGAAUUGAAGGGGCCGGUGAUUGACAGGAAAUGUUCCCGCUGUAACAAAGAAGGAAUGGUUUAUCACACAAGGCAGAUGAGAUCUGCAGAUGAAGGACAGACGGUCUUCUUCACAUGCAUACACUGCAGGUUCCAAGAAAAGGAAGAUUCGUGAGAAAAUUGCUGCUGCUGUGGGCAUUUGCUUGUGUUGGUUAUCAGGAUUUAAACAGAAAUAUGAAAUGUAUAUAAAUAAAAAUGCUUUGUACAUGUUUUCAAAAUAAAACUAAACAAAAGA
This is a messenger RNA of Puntigrus tetrazona (Sumatra barb), 495 nucleotides long. It is a transcript of the gene polr1h, whose product is annotated as RNA polymerase I subunit H. Gene Ontology annotation, molecular function: nucleic acid binding; DNA-directed RNA polymerase activity; zinc ion binding. The coding region runs from base 19 to 375 and encodes 118 amino acids. The record is from RefSeq and is a predicted model, not a curated record. Gene Ontology annotation, cellular component: RNA polymerase I complex. Lineage: Eukaryota; Metazoa; Chordata; Actinopteri; Cypriniformes; Cyprinidae. The transcript has 4 exons. Gene Ontology annotation, biological process: DNA-templated transcription; termination of RNA polymerase I transcription.